UUGAACCAGUUCAGAAUAUGAGUGUGUUUUCUUAGGAUUGGAUUCCGGUGCCAGGGAAAGGUUCCCUGACUCUCCGUGUUCCUCUUCACCCAAGGACAAAGAGGAGGUGGUUGUAAGUGCCAUGACUGUCUCAUACCCUAAACCCUCCACCUCAACCCAGGCAGCAUGGGCAGCUCCUGCCCAGACUCUGGAAGAAGAGGUGGGGGGGGCUGAGGUCUCCAAGAUGAGUGACAGCUCCCUGAUGCCCACCAAGAACAGGCAGGACCCCCUGGAGAAGAUUCCCUCCCUCCUACCAGGCAACGAGCACAUCCUCCUUUGCAGCACUCCCUGGGCCACCGUCAUGAGCCCCCAGACUCUGAAGUUUAUUCUCCAGGGCAUCAUGUGCCGACUGGAGGCCUCAGAGUCCCCCCAGACAAGGAGGGCCAAUGACCCCUUCAGGUUGAUGAAGGAUCUCUUUGUGGAGGUCCAGCAUGCCCUGAAGUAUGCUGACAUCUCUGUCGUCUUUGGCCUGGAGGAGAGCAUCCAAUUCAGUGGUGAGGAUGCGGUGAAAGCCAUCGUGAAGACUGCGGCUAAAAGAUUGUCCCUGCGUUCGGACUCCAACCGGGCUCAACUGCGUGCCGCAUGCUCUGGUAGCGAGGCAGCCAUCAAGUGCAUGGCGGACACCAUCACACAAGUCAUAGAGGACUGGAGUUUCGAAGGCCAUUUUGGAGCCAGGAGGAGCCGUGGUAGUGGGAGGUCAUACUCCUCAACCUCCUCAAGGAGUGACGUCACCCUCACCGAGGAGCUCCUGGCUUGGAGGGAAACCCUAGAAGAGGACCUAGAGGAGAUGGCUGAUGACAGCACUGGUUUGGAAAAGACCAGGGUGAGCUCAGCCAUCUCUGAGAAGUCCCAGGUAAUUAGCUACCUUUCUGAAAGCACCAAGCCCAUCAGCAGCGCCCUCUCCACAGACCUCGAGGACAUCACCUCCACACAGGUGAGACGGCCAAGAACCAGUAGAUCGUUUUGUUAUUUGGGCUGUUUGAUUGUGAGGCAUCGACUCAUAUCUGUUUCUCUCUCUACUAAGAAGAAAGAAGCUAUGAAGAAAGAAGUGAGGAAGUCAGGAAAGAAGAAGCGAGGAAAUAACAAGAACCAGAAGAAGAACAAGGUGUCUCCUCUUGGCAAUGAUAGUACUGUGGCUGCAGAUGAGCCUAAGAAAAAACAGGCUCUCCUCCCGCGGAUCACAGCCGCCCUGGCAAAACUAUUUUGCUUCCCCUUCAAAAAAAAAUGCAAAGAGUAACUGUACAGAAGACGAGUUUGGGAAAAACCUGCUGCCACCUCCCCCAACCCACCUUCUAAAUAAACUCUCAAAGCCAACAGAAGAGGGAGGGAGACAACCCCCCCUACUCACAACUCAUUUUAUUA
Molecule: messenger RNA, 1401 nt
Organism: Oncorhynchus nerka (sockeye salmon)
Lineage: Eukaryota; Metazoa; Chordata; Actinopteri; Salmoniformes; Salmonidae
Exons: 2
Coding region: 122-1276 (384 amino acids)
Source: RefSeq, a predicted model, not a curated record